AUGGCAUCACGCAGGAAUUCAAGUUUUCCACCUCAAAAAGUAGAAAGACUGCUUCUUAAACAUGGCAGACGCAAUGUGAAAGCUGAAAAUUUACCUGAUAAAUUCAUCAAAUUUACAAAGGAUAUUGUCCACACAUUAGUUGAGAUGCCUUGGCGUAAAUUGUUAUUCAUUGUCAUCAUGACAUUUUUCACAACUUGGACAUUUUUUGGCAUUGUUUAUUACGUCAUUGCUUGGACUAAUGGUGAUCUAGUAUUUGAUGAAAUAACUGGUGAGAGGAUGAUUGGUGAUCGGGAUCCUUGUAUUAUGGGAGCUAGAACCUUUGCGGGAUUCUUUUUGCAUAGCGUUGAAUCACAAGUGUCAACUGGCUACGGAACGUGGUAUCCAUCUGAAGAAUGUCCAUCAGCUAUAACUGCCCUUAUAACCCAAUUAGUCUUUGGACUAAUAAUUGAUUCAGCAAUUGUUGGUAUCGUAAUUCAAAAGCUAACUCGUCCACCAAAACAUGUAUACAAAGAAUUCAGUAAACACGCUGUCAUCUGUUUAAGAGAUGAUAAAUAUUGCUUACUAUUUAGAAUAGCUGACUUUAGACAUACACGAUCAAUAGAUAGUAAGAUAAGAGCUUAUCUAUUUGAAGAUGUAUUGACUGAAGAAAAUUACAUUGAAAAGAGACAGAGUAGAUUGAAAAUUGAGGAAAGUGGGAGGCUCUUUAUGCUGUGGCCGCAGAUUGCUUGCCAUAUUAUUGACAAAAACUCGCCAUUAUAUAGGAUGGGACCAAGAGACUUUGCUGAAAUGAAUUUUGAAAUAAUCAUUGGACACAAGGGAGAAUCCAGCUACUCAGGUCAUACAACUCAAGCACGCACAAGUUAUCUUGCUCGAGAAGUCCUCUGGGGAUUUCGAUUUGUCAACAUUACUUCAUUUGAUGAUGAGAAUGAAUGUUUUGUUGCUGAUGUAGAUGCAAUGGAUGAUAUCAAGCAAGUUGAAAUGCCUCAAUACUCUGCCAAAGUUUAUGAUCAAUUAAAGACCGUUGGUGAUGGAAAUGAAAUUGUGUGGAGGAGUGAAUUAAGAAGAUUUGAUGUUGAUAUGAUAGAAAGUGCAAUGUAG
Molecule: messenger RNA, 1098 nt
Organism: Chironomus riparius
Lineage: Eukaryota; Metazoa; Arthropoda; Insecta; Diptera; Chironomidae
Source: the annotation of a GenBank genome assembly